Drosophila arizonae is the source of this 1898-nucleotide messenger RNA. RefSeq names its product cell division cycle 20 protein fzy (gene fzy). Lineage: Eukaryota; Metazoa; Arthropoda; Insecta; Diptera; Drosophilidae. Gene Ontology annotation, molecular function: protein binding; ubiquitin ligase activator activity; anaphase-promoting complex binding. The record is from RefSeq and is a predicted model, not a curated record. Gene Ontology annotation, biological process: positive regulation of anaphase-promoting complex-dependent catabolic process; anaphase-promoting complex-dependent catabolic process; positive regulation of ubiquitin protein ligase activity. Gene Ontology annotation, cellular component: anaphase-promoting complex.
AUUUCCAAACCGCCAUUGCAAUUUUUGACAGCCGAGCGAACACAGACUAUAUUUAACAACGCCUGUGCAAUCAAUUUUGUGAUAAAUAAAUACAAAUAACAACUGAACUAGACAAACUGAGACGAUAAUAUUUUAUGUGAAAAAUGUCUCAAUUCAAUUUUGUGAGUGAUCUGCAGAAUGCUUUGAUCAUGGAUGGAGAGACGCGUGGUCCUGCGCCCCGCUGGAAGAAGAAGCUGGAAGCCUCGCUCAAUGGAAGCGUGAAUACAACACGCUCCGUGCUAUCCGUUUCAUAUAAUACGAGCUUUUCCGGAGUACAAGCACCAACCAAAACGCCAGGCAAAAGCUCUGACGCAAAGACUAAAAAGAGUACAACGACGCCAACGAAGACACCAGGAGGAGGAGAUCGUUUUAUACCCAAUCGUGCAGCCACCAACUUUGAAUUGGCACAUUUCUUGGUCAACAAAGACACGGGCGAUAAGUCCGAUGAGGACCAAGAGCAGCAGCCAACGAGCAGCAACGAGAAUAAUGUCCAGGCAUCUGCUCAUAAAGGUGAACGGCAGAAACUGAUUGCCGAGGUGGCUCAGGUGGGCGAGAGCAGCAAAAGUGGACGCAUAUUGUGCUAUCAAAACAAAGCACCCGCUGCUCCCGAGUCCCAUACAAAUCCUCUUAAGGUGGUGUACUCCUUGAAGACGCCCAUAUCGACGAAGAGCGGAUCGCGCUAUAUACCGACCACAUCGGAGCGUAUACUCGAUGCGCCAGAUUUUAUCAAUGAUUACUAUCUCAAUCUCAUGGACUGGAGUGGCGAUAACAUUGUAGCCGUUGCAUUGGGCAAUUGCGUUUACUUGUGGAAUGCAGCGAGUGGAAAUAUUGAGCAACUAACCGAGUAUGAGGAAGGAGAUUAUGCCUGCGCGCUCUCUUGGAUCCAAGAGGGUCAGAUCUUGGCUAUUGGCAAUAGCAGUGGAGCUGUAGAGCUCUGGGACUGUUCGAAGGUGAAACGCUUGCGUGUGAUGGAUGGACAUAGUGCUCGUGUUGGCUCUCUGGCAUGGAACUCAUUUUUAGUUUCAUCGGGCAGUCGGGAUGGCACGAUUAUACAUCACGAUGUGCGCUCGAGGGAACACAAAGUAGGCUCAUUAAAUGGGCAUGCACAAGAGGUGUGCGGUCUGAAGUGGUCCACGGAUUUCAAGUACUUAGCUAGUGGAGGCAAUGAUAAUCUAGUGAAUGUCUGGUCCUUAGCUGGGAGUGGCGUAGGCACCGCCACUGACCCACUGCACAAAUUCAAUGAACAUCAGGCAGCUGUACGAGCCCUUGCAUGGUGUCCCUGGCAGCCCAAUACCCUGGCAUCUGGUGGCGGUACAGCGGAUCGCUGCAUCAAAUUCUGGAAUGUAUGCAACGGCUCACUUAUCAAGUCUGUAGAUUCCAAAUCUCAGGUGUGCUCUCUGCUCUUCUCGCGGCACUACAAGGAGCUGAUUUCUGCACACGGCUUUGCCAACAAUCAAUUGACCAUCUGGAAGUAUCCGUCGAUGGUUAAGCAAGCCGACCUAACUGGACAUACAUCGCGUGUCUUGCAGAUGGCCAUGUCACCCGAUGGCAGCACUGUGAUAAGCGCUGGAGCUGAUGAGACAUUGCGGCUAUGGAACUGCUUUGCACCCGAUCCAAUGGCAGCCAAAAAGGUGUCCACUGCCGGUAGCAAUGUAAAGAAGAGCGUCUUUCGACAGAGCAUACGUUAGGGAUGCAAAGAAGACGAGUCUUCUGAGAGAUGGUAAAUGGUGGAUCCGAAGAGGAAUUUCUUAGCAGAGCAAAUGCUAGAGGCAGAUUCUCUUCCAACAAAGAGCUGGCAGAUUUGAAGAGCUACUCACCCAACUAUUCGAGACUAGAUAAAACUAUUUGUAUUUCGAUUA